GUUCAGUGGCAGCUCAACAAACACAUCAAAGAGUCACACAAACACAUCCAACCCAUUGUCCACAAACCAAUGCCCACCACUGCUGCCAUCGCAACCGAUUUGACCACACUUUGGAGGCCAUCGGCGGCUAAACGUAAGCUCUCGUCAACCACUCAACUCAAGAGCAAAUUAUCCUCUGAUUUGGGCUCAAAAUUAGCAAAAUAUGGGUUCGAAGAAGUGAUCAAAUAUGUGAUUACUUCUUGUAAACCAACUCAAACUCAAGACUCUAAUCCGGAGUCAUUUGUGGGAACCGAUGAGUCAAAGCCUUCGGACGAUGUGAAGAGUGAAGAAAGCGAACAACUUUUCACUUUAGAUAUGGUUUGCUGUCAAUCGAAACAAUUGAAUAAUCAAUUGUUUGCUAAAUGUAUCGAAACUCUCGAAGCGUUUAUUGAGAUUAAAAUCACUUGUGAGACAUCUAAUAGCAGUUCUCACGACGAGUGGAAUUAUAAUGAUCAAAGCAAAUGGGAUCUACAUUUCAAGGCAUGCGGUGGUAAACACGAAUCGCCGAUAAAUAUAGACACCAGAAAAGUACUCAUCGAUUCCAAUCUGAAGAUUUGUUUCCAUAAUUACGAUCACGUUUAUCAUAAGAUUAUCGCUCAAAAUAAUGGACACACCGUUCGGGUGUUUUUACGGCCGAAUUACGAGAACGAGGAAAUGCCUUACAUUUCGGGAACAGCCGUUUCGGAUGGAAAGUAUAUUUUAGAGUCAUUUCACUUUCAUUGGGGUUUAGAUGAAGAGAUGGGUUCUGAACACUCCAUCAAUAAUAUCUUCAGAUCAGCAGAGAAUUACUCGAACGCCACCGACAAGGCUGACGGUCUGGUUGUGGUCACUGUUUUCGUUGAGUGCAAAGUCCUCACAGAUUUCGAUCUCAUGAAUGCAAUGGAAGACAAUUCCGUUGUGACGCCUAUUAUCAAAGCUCUGCCACACAUUCAUUUCGAUCUCAUGAAUGCAAUGGAAGACAAUUCCGUUGUGACGCCUAUUAUCAAAGCUCUGCCACACAUUCGUGACAAGUCGAGGUUUCACCUGUAG
Messenger RNA from Medioppia subpectinata, 1068 nucleotides. NCBI's taxonomy places the organism in Eukaryota, Metazoa, Arthropoda, Arachnida, Sarcoptiformes, Oppiidae. The record is from the annotation of a GenBank genome assembly.